Messenger RNA from Sorex araneus (European shrew), 2548 nucleotides. It is a transcript of the gene PID1, whose product is annotated as phosphotyrosine interaction domain containing 1. Lineage: Eukaryota; Metazoa; Chordata; Mammalia; Eulipotyphla; Soricidae. Bases 244 to 897 code for a protein of 217 amino acids. Gene Ontology annotation, biological process: negative regulation of D-glucose import across plasma membrane; regulation of cell population proliferation; negative regulation of insulin receptor signaling pathway. The transcript has 3 exons. Gene Ontology annotation, cellular component: cytoplasm. The record is from RefSeq and is a predicted model, not a curated record.
GGAGGAGGCGGGCGCGGCGGCCGCGGUGCGCUCGGCCCGGGCGGAGCCGAGCAGUCCCCGCCGCCCGCGCCCACAAGUUGCCGGCAGCCGCGCGCCGCGCCGCCCGCUCCCCGCGCAGCCCCCCGAGUGCCCCCGCGGGCACGCGCCCCCGAUGCGAAGCGGCGCCGCGGGCCCCCAGCCCCGGGCGCGAUCGUCGCAGACUCUCGCCGAAGCGUCGGCUCCGCUGAACCCCGCGGCUGGAAGAUGUGGCAGCCGGCCACCGAGCGCCUGCAGCACUUUCAGACCAUGUUGAAGUCUAAGUUGAAUGUCCUGACACUGAAGAAGGAGCCUCUUCCGGCGGUGAUCUUCCACGAGCCGGAGGCCAUCGAGCUGUGUACCACCACCCCUCUCAUGAAGACCAGGACACACAGCGGCUGCAAGGUUACCUACUUGGGUAAAGUCCCUACCACGGGCAUGCAGUUUCUGUCUGGCUGCACAGAAAAGCCAGUCAUCGAGCUCUGGAAGAAGCAUACGCUAGCCCGAGAAGACAUCUUUCCAGCCAACGCCCUCCUGGAAAUCCGGCCUUUCCAAGUCUGGCUCCACCACCUUGAUCACAAAGGGGAGGCCACGGUCCACAUGGAUACCUUCCAGGUAGCCCGCAUUGCCUACUGCACCGCCGACCACCACGUGAGCCCCAACAUCUUCGCCUGGGUUUACAGGGAGAUCAAUGACGACCUGUCGUAUCAGAUGGACUGUCAUGCGGUGGAGUGUGAGAGCAAGCUGGAGGCCAAGAAGCUGGCCCAUGCCAUGAUGGAAGCCUUCAAGAAGACUUUCCACAGCAUGAAGAGCGACGGCCGGAUCCACAGGAACAGCUCCUCCGAAGAGGUCUCCCAGGAGUUGGAAUCUGAUGACGGCUGAAUGGACUCAGCUCCAGAAAAUGCAGCAUUGGUCAAGGAAUUCCAGAAGCUAGAUGAAUAAGCAACGCAUCAAAUUGGGAUGAAAAGACUGCCACACGAUUGGAUGGCCACGCUUUUAAAAUUCAAAUGAAAUGUAUUAUUAAAGUAAUUACAUGACAUUGAAAUCUGCUCCUGCUGUGACUGUGAGGAGGGUGGGAGUGUGGAUGGGGAGGAAGGUUCUAUGUUCUCUUACUCUUAUUUCCCCCUUCGUUUUCCAAUGCCUCCCUGGAGUGGGAUGUCCAUGCUGAUUUUCACCUCUCAGGCAAAUACACGGGGGUUGUUUGGUGGACCAUUCCAGCUUGCCUUAUGGUACCCAACAAGAAUGAUAGUGCACCUAGGGGAUCCCUAGUCAUUGGGGGAGGUAGAGAAUGCUGAUGCUCAUGUUGAGGCCAGAGGGGUGAAGGAACACCUCAGGUGGAUCCCGAGAGCUCCCCUUCAUGGCAUGUUCCAGAUACUCUCCUCAGUAAGCAGAUCAGCACAGCCUGUAUUAAGCUUUACCACUAACAACCUGGUAGCUGGCAGUUAAUUCAGUUACGGAUAAUGCUUUUAUUUACACAAGUAUAUCAAGUAGUACCCUCUUAUUGUAUUCACGCCGUCUAUUUUCAUAGGAUACCCUGGAUUUCUAAUGAUAGAGUCUUUCCUCCUCCCAUGAUUUCACGAUCUUGCCAAUUCCUGCCAACUCCCCUACGGGAUGGCGAUCUCAAUGUAACUGCAGGACACCAAAGGGGAAGAAGGCAACCAAGCCGAUGAUGGGAUGAAGAAUCAAACAGACUAGGAGUUUAAAACCCACCAUUAGUACCACCACUGCAGAAACCUUGUAAAAAAUAAAAGGGGGACGAGUUUAACAGCAAAUGAGCAAAUCCCCCACAGGCUGUCCCCUUUUCACCUUUGAGUUAUGCUAACUUAUUUUGUUGGAUGGUCCUAUCUGCUGAAUCCUUCCCAUCAGGCUUCAAAUCUGAUUGUUAUCUCCCCAGGGAAGUCUGGCCUGCAUCCCUCAGCAUUGCACUAGUGUAGGGAAUGAGUCAUACACACUUCACUGGUCCAGAAAGCCUGUGUCCUUCUGCAUCUGAAAGGAAAUCUCAGCUUGUUCUCUUAAAACCAGGGGCAUCUUCCUGGCAGUGUUCCCAAGCGGUUCACUCUUUCUGCUAAGUGGCCCUCCUGGAGAAAACUGGCACUUUCUCCUGGCCGAAAAAAAAAAAUCAACCCGGAAUGAAAUUAUAUUUGUGAAAAUAUGUGCAUUUGUGCAUUGAAAGCUGAGAGCAGAUGAGCAGUUUACUCGGUAAUGUUGCUCCUUAUUCAAGUCUCUUUUUGAAUCCUGGUCAUGUUGGGGACACAGGCAUACUUGAGAGAAGCCUUAAAGAAGAGCUAAAGGAAGCCAGAGAGUGGCAGCGUUGGUGUUUGGGUCUAUAUAUCUGUGUGUCUCCGUGUAUGCGUCUGUGUGUGUUCGUGUGCCCCCCUGUUGGGUCCCGUCCUAAGGCAUGUAGAAUAAGCAUGGAGUUCUGUGGAAGACAGCUCGCCUCUUGGAGAUAUGCUUGCUGCUUUACAACACAUGUAAACGAUUCUUUAGCAUAAAUGCAUCCAUUCUUUAAUAAAAUUAUGUUUGCAUUCAUAAA